CGAAGAAGCAUUUAUAUAUUAUAUAUAUUAAAAAUAUUAUAGGAGAUAUUGUGAAGACGAAACCAAAUACUUUAAACAUUUAGAAUAUAAAACCAAAGUCUAUUAUUAUUGUAUAAAAAAAAUGGCUAAUAACACAGCUAUGAUGAAUGGUGGAACACAUCAAGUACAUCAAAAUGGUGCCCAUUAUUUACCAGUCAGUGAUUUUUAUAAAGGACGACAUAUAUUUAUUACUGGCGGUACUGGAUUUAUGGGAAAAGUAUUAUUGGAAAAAUUAUUACGAUCGUGUCCGGGUAUUGGAAAUAUAUAUUUAUUAAUUCGACCAAAGAAAGGACAACAAGUGACUGAUCGCGUUAAUCAGUUAUUGAGUUCACCGUUAAUGGAAUAUAUAAAGAAACAUAAUCCAUCAGUACUCGAUCAUGUAAUACCAAUUGAAGGUGAUAUUACGCAACCAGAAUUAGGAAUAAGCAACAUAGAUCAACAAACUCUGUUUAAUAAUGUAUCGAUUGUAUUUCAUAGUGCAGCGACUGUUAAAUUCGAUGAACAAUUAAAAUUAAGUGUUACAAUCAAUAUGCUCGGUACCAAACGGCUUGUAGAAUUAUGCCAUAAAAUGCAAAAGUUAGAGGCAUUAGUUCAUGUAUCAACGGCAUACUGCAAUUGUGAACGACAAGUAAUAUCGGAACAAAUAUACACUCAAAAAAUUGCUCCAGAACAUGUUACAAAACUAGUCGAUUGGCUGGAUGAACCAAUGAUCGAUCAACUUACAGCCGGACUUGUUGGACAACGUCCAAAUACUUACACAUUCACGAAAGCUCUAGCUGAAAGUAUGCUAUUACAAUUAGCUGGUAGUCUUCCUGUUACAAUUGUUCGACCCAGUAUUGUGUUAUCUUCAUUAGAAGGACCAAUGGCUGGAUGGGUUGAUAAUUGGAAUGGUCCAACUGGUAUUGUGGCAGCUGCUGGCAAAGGCAUGUUUCGCACAAUGCCUGGAAGGGGUGAUAAAACUGCAGAUUUAGUUCCAGUUGAUAUUGUAAUCAAUACAAUGUUAUGCGCUGCCUGGAGUACAGCAUUAGGUGUACAAAAAUCAUUGUCGAAUCCAAUUGUAGUUUAUAAUGUAACGACGGGCAAAAGAAAACCAAUUACAUGGAAUCAGUUUAUUAAUAUAUGCUUUGUAUAUAUGAGAAAACAUCCAUUUAGUGACGUAAUGUGGUAUCCUGGUGGUAUUAUUUCAUCAAAUCAAUACUGGUAUAAAACACGUGUGUUUUUGCUUCAAUUGUGUCCGGCUUACAUUUUAGAUACAAUAUCAACUAUAUUAGGAAAGAAACCAAUAAUGUUGAAAAUUCAAGAAAAAUUAAUAAAAGCUGCAUCAUGCUUAGAAUAUUUCACAGGCCAUGAAUGGGAAUUUAAAGAUGAUAAUGUAAGAGUAUUGAAUUCAUUGUUAUCGCCGGCUGAUCGUAAAGAAUUUAAUAUUGAUGUAACACAAAUUGAUUGGAACGAAUAUCUUGAGAAAUACGUUUUGGGUAUUAGAACUUACAUAUUUAAAGAAAAACCUGAUACAUUACCAAAAGCAAGAGCGCAUUUAUCAAGGUUAAUAUUUAUUCAACGCAUUACACAGCUAUUAACUGUUAUAUUCUUAUGGAGGUUCUUGCUUGUACGAUCCUCUCACUUACGACAAAUGUGGACCAGUGCAAUUUAUUUGCUAUUACGUUUAAUUAGUAAAUUACCUGGAUUUUGAUAGCAAUAGAGAUAUAUGAUGAAAAAUUUUCAUUGGAAUUAUUAAUUAUUAUUA
This is a messenger RNA of Chrysoperla carnea, 1783 nucleotides long. Its product is annotated as putative fatty acyl-CoA reductase CG5065. Gene Ontology annotation, cellular component: peroxisome. The transcript is spliced from 7 exons. The record is from RefSeq and is a predicted model, not a curated record. NCBI's taxonomy places the organism in Eukaryota, Metazoa, Arthropoda, Insecta, Neuroptera, Chrysopidae. Bases 122 to 1729 code for a protein of 535 amino acids. Gene Ontology annotation, biological process: long-chain fatty-acyl-CoA metabolic process. Gene Ontology annotation, molecular function: alcohol-forming very long-chain fatty acyl-CoA reductase (NADP+) activity.